This is a messenger RNA of Penaeus vannamei (Pacific white shrimp), 1872 nucleotides long. The record is from RefSeq and is a predicted model, not a curated record. Lineage: Eukaryota; Metazoa; Arthropoda; Malacostraca; Decapoda; Penaeidae.
AUGGCAGGAACACCUGUGACAGUAACAGCAAGACCAGCAGUAGCAGCAAUCCUCAUCCCUGCCUCUGCAACAAAGCAACUGCAGAGAGAUGCGUGCCCCAAAGACGACCCAAAUGCCCAAGACGACCCAAAAGCGACCCAAAUGCCCGACGACCCAAAUGCCCCAAGACGAGCCACCUGCCCCAGACGAGCCAAAUGCCCAAGACGCACCCAAAAUGCCCCAAGACGCCACGCCAAGACGAGCACUGCCCCAAACGAGCCACCUGCCCAAGACGAGCCCCAAAAUUGCCCAAGACGAGCCUGCCCCAAGACGAGCCAAAUGCCCCAAGACGACCAAAUGCCCCAAGCCAAACAAGCACCUGCCCAAGAAAGCACCUGCCCCAAGACGAGCCACCUGCCCCCAACAAACCACCUGCCCCAAGACCGACCACUGCCCCAAAGACGAGACACCUGCCCCAAGACAAACCACCUGCCCCAAGACGAGCCACCUGCCCCAAGACGAGCCACCUGUCCCAAGACAGACCCAAAUGCCCAAAGACAACCCAUCCUGCCCCAAGACGAGCCAUCUGCGUCCCAAGAAGACGACCCAAAUGCCCCAAGAAAACCCAAAUGCCCCAGACGACCCAAAUGCCCCAAGGACGAGCCCACCUGCCCCAAGACGAGCCACCUGCCCCAAGACGAGCCACCUGCCAAACAAGACAGCCACCGCGCCUCAAGACGUGUAGCCAAACCCCAAGAACUGUAUCCAAAUGCCCCCAAGGACGAAAGCCAAAUUGCCCCAAGACCGAGCCAAAAUUGCCCAAGACGAGCCAUAAUGCCCCAAGACGAGCAAAUGCCCAAACGAGCCAAACCCCAAGACGAGCAAAGCCCCAGACAAACCACCCCCAGAUCGAGCCACCUGCCCCAAACUAGCCAUCUGCCCCAAGACCGAUCCCAAACCCCAAGACGACACCUGCCCAAGACGACCCAAAUGCCCAAGACGCAGCCACCUGCCCCAAGACGCACCCAAAUGCCCCAAGAACGAGCCACCUGCCCAAGACGAGCCAAAUGCCCCCCCAAGACGAGCCAAAUGCCCCAAGACGAGCCAAAUUGCCCCAAGACAAACCACCUGCCCCAAGACGAGCAAAUGCCCCAAGACGACCAUCCUGCCCCAAGACGACCCAAAUGCCCCAAGACGAGCCACCCUGGCCCCAAGACGACCCAAAUGCCCCAAGACGAGCCACCUGCCCCAAGGACGACCCAAAUUGCCCCAAGACGAGCCACCUGCCCCAAGACCGCAGCAAAAUGCCCCAGACGAGCAAAUGCCCCAAGACAAACCACCUGCCCAAGACGAGCCACCUUGCCCCAAGACGAGCCACCUGCCCCAAUGACGAGCCAAAUGCCCCAAGGACAAACCACCUGCCCCAAGACGAGCCAAAUGCCCAGGGACGAGCCACCUGCCCCAAGACGAGCCACCUGCCCCAAGACGAGCCACCUGCCCCAAGACGAAGCCACAUGCCUCAAGGACGAGCCACCUGUCCCCAAGACGAGCCACCUAGCCCAAGACGAGCCACCUGUCCCCAAGACGAGCCACCUGUCCCCAAGGACGAGCCACAUGCCUUCAAAGAACGAUGCCACCUUGUCCCCAAGACGAGCCACUUGCCCCAAGACGAGCCACCAUGCCCCAAGACCGAAACCACCUGCCCCCAAAGACGAAGCCACCUGCCCCAUGACGAGCCACCUUGCACCCAAGACGAGCCAGCCUGCCCAAGACGAGCCACCUGCCCCAAGACGAGCCACCUGCCCCAAGACGAGCCACCUGUCCCCAAGACGAGCCACCUGCCCCAAGACGAACCACCUGCCCCAAGGGACGAGCCAACCUGCCCCAAGAUGA